AUGCCGUCCUCAUCAUCUCACUUUCAUCGACUCAAAACAGCCAAUACCGAACUUGUCGUGUUGUCAUUACUUCUCCUCCAAAAGUCUAGAGAAGGAUACACCCCACCUCCGACUUACACUUCAGUUCUGUUUCCUACAAGUACAUCAUGCGUCAGUAACCUUGGAAUUUUUGCUGAUUGGGUAAACCCUACUGUAGCAGAUUUAGCUCAGGAAUUUCCGAAUCCAUGCGCUGAUGCACCAUCGGCGUCUGCGCGCAUAAUUUGUAAUCAGCUACAUGAAUGGGACAGGAAAGCUCGGGCCAAACCACCAGUGGGAUCGUUUGCUGUAUCGCCACCUGCUAUCCCAGGAAGAGGUCGAAUGAUCGCCGCACAACUUGCACCUAUUACUUCCACUCCUUAUCAAUGCUUGGAUCUCGAAUGUCUCUGUACAUAUUUACGAGGCAAGUGA
Loa loa (African eye worm) is the source of this 447-nucleotide messenger RNA. RefSeq lists its product as hypothetical. The record is from RefSeq and is a predicted model, not a curated record. The transcript has 3 exons. Bases 1 to 447 code for a protein of 148 amino acids. NCBI's taxonomy places the organism in Eukaryota, Metazoa, Nematoda, Chromadorea, Rhabditida, Onchocercidae.